GUGUUUUGCACCCGGUUCUGUUGUUCCCAGGACGCUAUAAAAGAGCAGCUUUCUCGCGGUCAUUCAUCGCACACCUGCUCUGACAACAUUCCUCAGCUGAUCUCUGAAAACAACCAAGCCAGCCUCUGAGAAAAUGGACCCUUGUGAGUGCGCAAAGACUGGAACCUGCAACUGCGGGGGCUCCUGCACGUGCACGAACUGCUCCUGCACCACCUGCAAGAAGAGCUGCUGUUCGUGCUGUCCUUCCGGAUGCAGUAAAUGCGCCUCUGGCUGCGUGUGCAAAGGAAAGACCUGCGACACAAGUUGCUGUCAGUGAGGAGCCAGCACCAUCUUCCUGUUGAUCCUCGAAAUUUUUUUUUUUUUUUUUUUGUUUUUUUGUCCUGUUGCAGAUAUGUAACGCGUGUAAUUUUGUACUUGUAUAAAUGGACUUGAAAUAAAGACUUGAUUAAUGCA
Molecule: messenger RNA, 453 nt
Organism: Melanotaenia boesemani (Boeseman's rainbowfish)
Lineage: Eukaryota; Metazoa; Chordata; Actinopteri; Atheriniformes; Melanotaeniidae
Gene: mt2
Product: metallothionein 2
Exons: 3
Coding region: 134-316 (60 amino acids)
Molecular function (GO): metal ion binding
Source: RefSeq, a predicted model, not a curated record